AUGGGGAACCUGCCGGCCGCGCUGCCCGGCGCCUCCCGCACCUGCGGCCUCGGGCUCUGCUCGCGGCAGCGCAGCGCCGCGCCCGACGACGCCGCCGCCGCCGACAAGGGCAGCUCGGCACCCAUCCGUCCCACGGAGCCCACCAGAUAUGCCCGGCUCAAGAACUGGGAGAUGGGGACCAUCGUCUACGACACGCUCUGCGCCCAGGCCGUGCAGGAACUGCCCUGCACGGGGAAGCGGUGCCUUGCCUCCAUAAUGUUCCCCAAGCAGCUGAUUUCCCACGCCACUGAGGGGUCCCGACCCACUGAGGAGCUCCUGGUCCUGGCCCGGGAAUUCAUCAACCAGUACUACGUGUCCAUCCGGAGGGACAACUCGCCGGCGCACAUGCAGCGGCUGCGGGAUGUGGAGGCUGCCAUCGAGGCCACCGGCACCUACCAGCUCCUGGAGCCAGAGCUGAUCUUCGGGGCCAAGCAAGCCUGGCGCAAUGCUGCCCGCUGCGUGGGCCGCAUCCAGUGGAACAAGCUGCAGGUGUUCGACGCCCGGGACUGUGCCAACGUCGGGGAGAUGUUCAGCUUCCUCUGCACCCACAUCCAAUACGCCACCAACCGCGGGAACAUACGGCGGCUGCACCCGCCUGCUGCGACAUCCCCUCCCGCCUGCUCUCCCAGGUCGGCCAUCACCAUCUUCCCGCAGCGGGUGCCGGGCCGGGGCGACUUCCGCAUCUGGAACACGCAGCUGAUCCGCUAUGCCGGGUACCGCCAGCCCGACGGCUCCGUGCUGGGGGACCCGGCCAACGUGGACAUCACCGAGCUCUGCAUCCAACAUGGCUGGACCCCGGGCAACGGCCGCUUCGACGUGCUGCCCCUGCUGCUGCAGGUCCCCGAUGAGCCCCCCGAGCUCUUCCCGCUGCCGCCGGAGCUGGUCCUGGAGGUGCCCCUCCAGCACCCCACGCUGGAGUGGUUCGGCGAGCUGGGGCUGCGCUGGUACGCGCUGCCGGCUGUCUCCAACAUGCUGCUGGAGAUCGGGGGGCUGGAGUUCCCGGCAGCUCCCUUCAACGGCUGGUACAUGAGCAGCGAGAUCGGCAUGAGGAACCUGUGCGACAGCCAGCGCUACAACCUGCUCCAGGAGGUGGCCCUGCGCAUGGGGUUGGACACGCGGAAGACCUCCUCCCUCUGGAAGGACAAGGCCGCCGUGGAGAUCAACAUCGCUGUGCUGCACAGCUACCAGGUUGCCAAAGUGACAAUCGUGGACCACCAUGCCGCCACAGAGUCCUUCGUGAAGCACAUGGAGAAUGAGAUGCGGACACGGGGUGGGUGCCCGGCUGACUGGGUCUGGAUUGUGCCCCCCAUCUCGGGCAGCCUCACCCCUGUCUUCCACCAGGAAAUGGUCAAUUACCAGCUCUGCCCCACCUUCCGGUACCAGCCCGAUGCCUGGAAGGUCUACGUCUCCAAGGGCACCACCGUCACCAGGAGGAAAACCUUCAAGGAGGUGGCAAAUGCUGUGAAGAUCUCGGCCAAGCUGAUGGGGCACAUGAUGGCCCGGCGUGUGAAGGCCACCAUCCUCUACGCCACUGAGACGGGGAAGUCCCGCACCUACGCCUGGAGCCUCUGCCAGCUGUUCCGCCGUGCCUUCGACCCCAAGGUGCUCUGCAUGGACGAGUACGACGUUGUCUCCCUGGAGCACGAGACCCUUGUGCUGGUGGUGACCAGCACCUUCGGCAACGGGGACCCACCGGAGUGUGGGGAGAGCUUCUCCAAGGCGCUGAUGGAGAUGUCCUCGCCCCACGCCGGUGCCGCGCAGGCCGAGCCGCCCAAGAGCUACAAGCUGCGGUUCAACAGCGUCUCGCAGUCGGACCAGCUCGUGGCCUCCUGGAAGAAGAAGCGGCGGCAGCUGAGCAACACGGACAGCGCGGGCACGCUGGGGGCGCUCCGGUUCUCCGUCUUCGGGCUGGGCUCCCGCGCGUACCCCCACUUCUGCGCCUUCGCCCACGCCGUGGACACACGGCUGGAGGAGCUGGGCGGGGAGCGCAUCCUGCCCAUGGGCGAGGGAGACGAGCUCUGCGCGCAGGAGGACUCCUUCCGCACCUGGGCCAAGCUGGUCUUCCAGGCUGCCUGCGAGACCUUCUGCGUGGGCGACGAUGCGGAGGCUGCAGCAGAGGAGAUCUUCGCCACCCAGCAGGGCUGGAAGCGCCAGAAGCACCGGCUGGUGGCGCAGGAGGAGCCCACCGAGACCCUCGCCGGUCUGGCGCACGUGCACAAGCGCAGGGUGUUCCCCUGCUCGGCGCUCUCCGUGCAGAACCUGCAGAGCGCGGAGUCUGGCCGCUCCACCGUCCUGGUGCGCCUCGCCACCUCGGGCCAGCCCGAGCUGCAGUACCUGCCCGGCGACCAUGUGGGCAUCUUCCCUGCCAACCGCCCCGAGCUGGUGGAGCAGCUCCUGGAGCACGUGGAGGACCCGCCACCCGCCGACGAGCCCGUGCUGGUGGAGAGCCUGGAGAAGGACACCAGUGGCAGGUUCCCGGGCCCCAAGGCCAGCUGGGUGCCGCAGAGCCGCCUGCCGCCCUGCACCCUGCGCCAGGCGCUCACCUUCUUCCUGGACAUCACCGCACCGCCGAGCCCCCAGUUCCUGCAGCUGCUGGCCACGCUGGCGCAGGAGGCAGCCGACCGCGAGCGGCUGCAGCAGCUCAGCCAGGACGCCCGUCUCUACGAGGACUGGAAGUGGUUUCGGUGCCCCACGCUGCUGGAGGUGCUGGAGGAGUUCCCCUCGGUGGGGCUGCCGGCCUCGCUGCUGCUCACGCAGCUGCCCCUGCUCCAGCCGCGCUACUACUCGGUCAGCUCCGCGCCCGGGCGCAGCCCCGGCGAGAUCCACCUCACCGUGGCCGUGGUCACCUACAACAGCGAGAACGGCCAGGGCCCCCUGCACUACGGCGUCUGCUCCACCUGGCUGGCCCGGCUGCAGCCCGGGGACACGGUGCCGGCCUUCAUCCGGGGGGCCCCCUCGUUCCGGCUGCCGCAGGCCGCCGAGGCGCCCUGCAUCCUCGUGGGCCCUGGCACCGGCAUUGCGCCCUUCCGCAGCUUCUGGCAGCAGCGUCUGCACCACCUGGACACCGGAGCAGGCGGGCCCCUGGGCAGCAUGGUGCUGGUGUUCGGGUGCCGCUCGUCCGCGCUGGACCACAUCUACCGGCAGGAGAUGGAGGAGGCGCAGGAGCGCGGCGCCCUCAGCCAGGUGCUCACCGCCUUCUCCCGUGAGCCGGACACCCCCAAGACCUACGUGCAGGACGUGCUGCGGACGCAGCUGGCGGCGGAGGUGCACCAGGUGCUGUGCCAGAGCGCGGGACACAUGUACGUGUGUGGGGACGUCACCAUGGCCACAGGCGUGCUGCAGACGGUGCAGCACAUCCUGGUGCAGCAGGCCGGCAUGACGCUGGGGCAGGCGGGGGACUUCAUCAGCGAGCUGCGGGACAAGAACCGGUACCACGAGGACAUCUUCGGCCUCACCUUCCGGACGCAGGAGGUGGCCUUCCGCAUCCGCAGCCAGUCCUUCUCCAUGCAGGAGCGCCGGCAGCCGGGCCCGGCGCCCUGAGGCUGGGGGCCCCGGCCCACGCUGCUGCUCCCCGGCCCCGCUGCAGGCAGCUCCUGCCGCCCCCAGUAAAGGUUUAGUUUUGAUA
This is a messenger RNA of Rhea pennata, 3664 nucleotides long. RefSeq names its product nitric oxide synthase 3 (gene NOS3). Bases 1 to 3579 code for a protein of 1192 amino acids. The transcript has 26 exons. The record is from RefSeq and is a predicted model, not a curated record. NCBI's taxonomy places the organism in Eukaryota, Metazoa, Chordata, Aves, Rheiformes, Rheidae. Gene Ontology annotation, biological process: nitric oxide biosynthetic process. Gene Ontology annotation, molecular function: FMN binding; heme binding; NADP binding.